Aspergillus sclerotioniger CBS 115572 is the source of this 1659-nucleotide messenger RNA. Its product is annotated as HET domain-containing protein. NCBI's taxonomy places the organism in Eukaryota, Fungi, Ascomycota, Eurotiomycetes, Eurotiales, Aspergillaceae. The coding region runs from base 1 to 1659 and encodes 552 amino acids. The transcript is spliced from 4 exons. The record is from RefSeq and is a predicted model, not a curated record.
AUGAACGUUGUGAUUACCUCCACCAGGUGUUCGACUUUUGGUUUAAUUUUGGAAUCAAGAUCGGUCAUGAAACUCCUCAAGGUGCCCAAGUAUGCAACUUUGAGUUAUGUAUGGGGACCAACAAAAGAUUCGGAUCUGCAAGCGACCAAGGAUAACGUCCACGAACUUGAAAGCGAUGGAUAUUUGUUUGAUAAUGAAGGCAUUCCGACCGCUAUCACAGAUGCCAUGACGGUUUGCUCCAACUUGGGAAUCCAUUUUCUAUGGGUCGACCGCUUGUGCAUCGUCCAGGACAGCAUGGAAGAAAAGAGAGCCCAAAUAAAUGCAAUGGGAAGGAUUUACGGGCAUGCCUGUCUCAUCAUUGCACAGUUCCAGGGCGAAGGUGCCCACGAUGGACUGGCUGGCGUAUCCAAGCCAAGAGAAACUACCACGGAUCCAUAUCAGACAAGAGACGUUUACCUGCUCCGGGAAUAUGAUCAGUACCAGGUUCUCUGUAGCCGAUCUAAAUGGGCGACCAGAGGCUGGACAUUCCAAGAGGCUUUCUUAUCUUCCCGGGUACUGCUCUUCUCCGACCAAGGAGUUAUCUUUGAGUGCUAUGAUGGCGAAAAGAUCCAUAUGGAGGAUCGUGACAUGCGGGAAACUGAAUGGUCCGAUGGUGGAAUGUACAACACUCGAAUCCCGCCCAAGGGCGAAGUCUUUCCGUCCUGGUCUUGGGUCUCUAUCAAGGGUCCUGUUAGCUUUUGGAGACCGGAUGGGAUGCCUGUAACAAAUCUAGCCAUUUGGGCAGUCGCCUCGGACAACCUCUCUCUACGAUUCAUUCGACCACCCAUCUCCGAGCCAUCGGUUCCUGGCAACAAAGAUCACAAGAUGAAGCUCCUCGUUGCUUUAGUUGCUUGGCGAAAUGGGUGCUUUCCAUCCAAGUUACCAGCCGUUUUCGAGCCCGAUGCCAGAUGGCAACAUUAUGUUGAGUUGAUUGAGGCCCGAUGGUCAUCGAUAGAUGAGCUCUGCACUGACGCACUUGGAAUUGAUCGCCAUACUCUGACUGUGCCGGAUCUGCAUGAAAGAAUCUCUUCUGAACUAAUCAGGCUUGCUGGACAACAGCCUGGGAGAAUCAUGGUGCACACCAGCUCGCUUAUUUUGAAGGUCGACCCUCAAUUGCUACAAGAGGGUGUAGCCUGUUUCCGGACGGAAGAUGGACGGGAAGUUGGUAGGCAAAACAACAUGAAGCAAGGCGAGUUGCGUCGAUUUUCGGAAGCCCUCGACACAGACCCAGACACACAGUUUGAAGCACUGGGCCUUGCAUUAUCUGCCAGUGCAUAUUAUAAAAAUAUCGAGGGGCUGUGGCGCGACUCAACUGGGGCGGCUCUCUACGAGCUUCGUGAUCCCGAGGGGUGGCCCGAUUUGCAGAGUUACGAUCACGCCGUCGAUUAUCCAGCCCUCCGACGAAUUGAUGAACGUGUUUUGGAAUGUACUUCGGUGGAUAUAAAUGAGAUGUUCACUGUAACAAAGACACGGUACACCAGGAGUCAAACCAGGACAUUCACGCAUAAGUCAGCCUGGAAUACAGCAUCUCCAUACAAGAAUGUCUUCUUCCGCCCACUGAGCGGGUGUGAGCUCGGAGCGGGAUCGAUCUCCGCACCAGCGGGUCUGAAAGAAGGUUAG